Molecule: messenger RNA, 705 nt
Organism: Seminavis robusta
Lineage: Eukaryota; Bacillariophyta; Bacillariophyceae; Naviculales; Naviculaceae
Source: the annotation of a GenBank genome assembly
AUGCAGAGAGAUCAGCUGGAACAACAUAAAGACGAAAUGUGUGCCGUGCUCACCCCCAAGAGUCUUGUGAGGACUUCAUGGAAAUACAGCGGCACCGAUUUGGAUUCCAAAGACAAGUAUAUCAUUGAGCUGCCCAUUGGUGUAACGGUUCCAACAGACUUUUGGAUGGUGGGCAAGCGUGGAAAAGGGCAAAAGCAAAUAUGCAAGUAUCAAUCUGCUGUGGUUCAGGAGCUUGUCGUUUCGUUGGAACAAGCAAUCGAGGCACACAAAGAGCGCAAGACUCAGCACAUGCAGCACGUCUUUGCUCGGUUUGAUGCCAAACGAAACCUCUGGGAGCAAGUGAAACAUGUUUCCGCCAUGUUGGAUGCACUUGGCUCCUUGGCUAACUUUUGUGGUCCGCCUGGCUACUGUCGGCCCCAAAUCCUCGAGUGUCCUCCUGAUGCAACUCCAUGCAUCGAGAUUGUUCAGGGACGCCACCCGUGUGUCGAGUCCACCCCCGGCAGCAGUGAGUUCUUGCCAAAGUCGAUGCAAGUCAUCAUCAUCACGCCCCAAUUCAAGCUGCCGGAGCUGCGAAAUGAUUUGGCACAAAUGAAACAAAAAUCAAACUCCUCGGGCAGAUCACUGCCACUCCAUGCUCCAGAGCCAAUGCAUAGUUGUGCCAUACUUGCUAGUACCGGUAUGCAACGUUUGACUAGAGAGAAUUGA